This is a messenger RNA of Danio aesculapii, 3039 nucleotides long. RefSeq names its product E3 ubiquitin/ISG15 ligase TRIM25. Lineage: Eukaryota; Metazoa; Chordata; Actinopteri; Cypriniformes; Danionidae. Gene Ontology annotation, molecular function: protein binding; zinc ion binding. The transcript has 6 exons. The coding region runs from base 1 to 1689 and encodes 562 amino acids. The record is from RefSeq and is a predicted model, not a curated record.
AUGGAAAAAUCCAGUGUUUCUUUGCCUCAGGAUAAGUUCACAUGUUUAAUGUGUCUGGAUCUACUGAAGGAUCCAGUGGCCAUUCCCUGUGGACACAGUUACUGUAAGAGCUGUAUUUCAGGCUACUGGGAUCAGGAUGAGCAGAAGGGAGUCUACAGCUGCCCUCAGUGCAGACAGACCUUCACCCCAAGACCUGCUUUAGGUAAAAACCUCAUGCUGACUGAACUGGUGGAGAAUUUCAGGAAGAGAAAACUUCAAGCUGCUCGUCCUGCUCAGUGCUACUCUGAAUCUGUAGAUGUGGAGUGUGAUGUUUGUACUGGGAGAAAAUAUAAAGCUGUGAAGUCCUGUCUGGUGUGUCUGGAAUCUUACUGUCAGCUUCACUUUGAUCGUCAUGAGGAAUUUCACUCUAGAAAGCGACACAAAGUGACUGAUGCCACUGGACGACUGCAGGAGAUGAUCUGCCCUCAACAUGACAGACUGCUAGAAAUGUACUGCAGAACUGACCAGUGCUGUAUUUGCAUGCUGUGCUUGAUGAAUGAACACAAGACCCAUGAAACUGUAUUACCAGCUGAAGAGAGAGCAGAGAAACAGAAACAUUUUAAAGAGACACUUCAGCAGAGAAUGGAGGAGGGACAGAAGGAGCGUGAGGAGCUGAGAGCGGCUGUAGAGACUCACAAGCGCUCUGCACGGGCAGCAGUGGACAACGCUGAGAGAAUCUUUACUGAGCUCAUACACUCCAAUAAGAGAACCCAGUCCGAGGUGACACAGCUGAUCAGAAAUCAGGAAAAGAUUUUAGUAAGUGGAGCUGAAGGACGACUGGAGCGACUGGAGCAGGAGAUGAAUGAUCUGAGGAGGGGAAACACUGAGCUGGAUCAGCUUUCAUGCACAAAUAAUCAUAUCCGUUUCCUCCAGAUUUUCCAGUCUCUCACUGUUCCUCCUGGAUCUACAGACUCAUCCAGCAUCAGUUCUGGUCCCUGUUUUGAUGAUUUGGUAACAGUUGUCUCCGAGUUGAAAGAGAAACUGCAGCAGACUGUAAAAAAAUCGAAACAAAUCAUGCAUCGAAAAGUAAGAUACAUCAACGUGAUUUCCACACCAGAAUACAAGAGCAGGAAUGAGUUCCUACAAUAUUACCAGCGCUUGACAUUGGACUCAGACACAGCUUAUGAAUGUCUGAGGCUAUCUGAUGGGAACAGAAUGGUGACUAGGAUGAAGAAACCACUGCACUAUCUUGAUCAUCCAGACAGAUUUGAUAGUUUUGCUCAGGUAUUGUGUAAAGAUAGUGUGUCUGGAUGCUGUUACUGGGAGUUUGAGAGGAGCAGAAACGGAAUGUGUGUAUCGGUGUCAUACAAAACCAUCAGCAGGAAAGGACUGGGAAGUGAGUGCAGUUUUGGAUAUAAUGAUCAGUCCUGGAGUUUGUACUGCUCUGACACCAAAUGUUUAUUCAGGUACAAUAGUGAAGAGUCUAAACUCAGAGUAGUGUCCAGCUUGUCUAGAAUAGGUGUGUAUGUAGACCACAGUGCAGGAACUCUGUCCUUCUACAGUGUCUCUGACACAAUGAGCCUCAUUUACAGAGUCCACACCACAUUCACUCAGCCGCUCUACCCUGGGUUUGAGGUUUACAGUUUUUCACGUGUAAAAUUGUGUGAUCCACCUACCCUGGGUUUGGCAGUUACAGAGACUGACAAGUAACAUUAUGUAAUUAAGCAUAACAGACAAGCAAAUUCAGUGCUUUUCCACUAGAGCUGCAUGAUUUAUUGUCAAAAUAUUAAUAAUAUCUCAAAAGCCCAUGUGGUCUUGUCCCUAAAAGACAAGUAUGAUCACAAUGUACAUUUAGACUCCGAGAGGGCAAUCAUCAUGCAUAGCUAUGUAAAAUUAGUUUUAGUCUUCAACUGUUUAGUUUAGUCUUUAAUUAGUCCUAUACUGUAUUGUUUAUUUUCUUUUACAAAUGUUAAAAUGAUCAUAGAAUUGCUGGGAUAAUAGUUUACAUUUUGAAUAUAAAUAUUGAUAUCUACCCUAGCAUUCAAACUAGAACUUAAAAAAAUUUCAAAACGUCAAAAAAUGCUGUGUUCAGGGUUGAACCAACGCGGUUCUUUCAUGUUGUCCCAAAGCAAAGCAAAAAUACUGAAUGUCCCAGCAAGUGAGAUCUCUAUUAAUGUGUCACUGAAUCAUUCAUUCAAACUAGGCUUUAUUUUAUUUUACAUUUUAUUCAUAUUAUUAUAGAUUUUUUAAAGGUGCCAUGUAAUGAAAUUCUGGAUAUAUCUAGGAAUAGCUGAUUAAUAAGAGUUCAGGACAUGGAAAUGGCCAUACUGUGAGCCUCAAGCACCAUUGUUUCAUCAUUCUUAUUAAUUAGCACUGGCUCCGGCUCAAUUCUUGUUGAACCCUAGAAAGUAGGGUAUUUUAUUCACUUUAAAUAAAGUGAUUCUCUUUAACGUAGUUCAUGCAGACUCAUUCAUAAGUUAGUUGCGGCAAAAAUUAAUCUUCUGAAUUAGCGAUUAUUACUUAUCUAGUUAACGUUAGCUUGUUUACAAUAGCUUGUUGCAUAGUGCACUACAACUAACACUCCAAAGCUGUUUCCUAUGCAGUGUUUUAUUUGUGACGACUUGGCAUAACUUAACUUAUUAACUUAACUCAACAUUAAAGGCCACCGCAUCCAUGUUGAAAAGUAAUUACAAUACAUUCAGUUAAAUAGACUUAAGCAUUCAUUUAGUUGUUCAAGCGUAAAACGAUAUGAAAGACUGUGUAUCCGCUAGGGCCGUCAGGAUCAGCAGGCGAGCGCAGAAACUCCAUUGAAAAUACUGGGGUAAAUUAAACUGUCAUAUUUUAAAGACACGGCAGGGGGAAAUGGAAUUUAUUGCAGUGCUUUUUGUCCAGUCUGAGACCCACAUUACAUCAUACUGUAUGUCUAUAAGGCAGUGAAGAUUCUUGAUUUUUAAAGAAAUCAGAUCUUAAAUGUGGCAAUUUUAUAAUGGAAAGACAGUUCAUCAGAAGCGCUGAGGCUGGCUGCAUGUAAUUAAAAGUCAGUGUGCAUAUACCAUAUUA